This is a messenger RNA of Leishmania braziliensis MHOM/BR/75/M2904, 2880 nucleotides long. Its product is annotated as putative peroxisome assembly protein. Gene Ontology annotation, cellular component: peroxisomal membrane; cytosol. Gene Ontology annotation, molecular function: ATP binding; ATP hydrolysis activity. The record is from RefSeq and is a predicted model, not a curated record. The transcript has a single exon. The coding region runs from base 1 to 2880 and encodes 959 amino acids. Gene Ontology annotation, biological process: protein import into peroxisome matrix. Lineage: Eukaryota; Euglenozoa; Kinetoplastea; Trypanosomatida; Trypanosomatidae.
AUGGCCCCGACGGGCACCUACUUGCCCAUGACGCGCUGCAUCUUGCGUGCGCUGACAGACGAUGGAUACAGGGAGGUAAUGAGCAAGCCUCUGGGGUCGUACUCACUGCAGUGGGAGAUAGCGCAGAAUCAUGCGACUCUAUGUCUGCAUCAGGUCGUCGAUGGCACAGACACCUAUCCGUCCCUGUGUGUCGUGGACCUGCUCCCAUCCACCCACUGCAGCCUCAGCACUGAUACGGCAGUUACAAUGGUGGUUCUUCCACCCGGCCCCAUUUCUAGUGACAACGCCGGCAAAAGUAUCGCGGAGGAAGCUUACCACGAUGAGGUCCUGGCCAGCUGUGUUGCUAUUCACCUUAACAGAAGCCUCCGCGGAGCGACGGCGCUCGCCACAGCACGCGCUCUCGAGGAUCUCCUCAUCGAAGAUGAGGCUAUCGUGCGGGUGAGUGGCGGUUGCCACGAUUGCGUGUUUGUGGUGAAUGCGUUGGGGGCAGCUGCCAAACGGUCGUCGUGCAGCGCGGCGAUGAUGGUGAGUCCCGAGUUGUUUCGCAACUUACGAGCUGCCCUCUACAGUCAUCCAUCACAGGUGCUCAUGUCAUCCAUGCAGUCGGUGAACUACUCUGACACGGUGCUGUACCUUUCCGUGGACGCUUUUCAGGCAGUAGAAGACGAGUCUGGCGAGCUUCUUCACAGGUCUGCCGCUGUACAGAAGUGCGCCCUCACAAAGAUUGUUUUGUGCCCUGCGGUAAACGAUGCAGCGAUGACAGAGCUGUACGGGCUCUACUACCCUGACCUAUGCGCACUGUUCACCGCUGCCGCAGCGUCCGCUUGGGAGGGCCGCCUCGUCAGCACAGGCGACGUUCUCUACUUUGAAGAGGACACGCUCAACAUGGUGGCUCAGCGACUCGAAGGCGUGGAUGUGCUGGAGACUGUGGCCCGCGUGCUGUCGCAUGAGGUGCGCAAAUGGGCAGAAACGUGGGUGGACGAACACGUCUCCAGCCGCCAUCUCCUAGCCCUGCGCGUUACACGGCUGGAGAGCCAAGGCGUCUCAGUCCCCUUUGGUAUUCUGCACAACUGUGGUAAUGGGGCGGACACCGUCGAGGUGGCGCUCGUGCAUCAGCGUAACAGCUUCGACUGGGACGUCACACCGGUGUGGGCACCGUCGCCAGCGCAUGGACUUGCCGCGGUCAGUGUGUACGCUCGCCUCCGCGGUGUGCUGCGCAGUGUCGUGACGCCAUCGCUGGAGCGCGGCGUGCACACCUUCGUUGUUCAUGGGAUCAAAGAGAACCUGCCGCGUGAGUUUGUCGAGUGCGCUGUUACGGAGUUUGGUCUUCCAAUUCUUCUUGCAUCUGCAGAGGGAAUGAGGGAGGCGGAGCUGGAGCGGUUGACCCGCACAUUUCUCGGCGACACGUGUGGCGCGGCGACCGUGUUGAUCGUUCACAACGCGCACACAAUCGCUGACUCGUGUCCGCACUUGCUGUCAGUUCUUGACGAGGUGAGCAGUGGUGUGCCAGCGUCGGUGGCAGAGAGUCGACCGCCGGGAUCUCGCAUACUUUUUCUCCUCUGUGAAUCUCUUGAGGCGGUGCCACCGAUGAUCGCAGCUCGCGCCACCAACACAGACGGGGUGCUGGAGUGCCGCAACCCAUCCGAGGACGACCGAGCUUUGUUCAUUGCACCGCUGCUCCAGUGGAGCUGCGAGCGCCAUCGCGUCCAUGCAAGCAUCCUUCUGUCUCCGAGGACGCUCGCCGGCUGGACGGUGGGUCUGACAUACGCCGACAUAGUGGCGCUUGUGGAAGCGUGCGUCCGCGAUGCCGCACAUAGCGCACAGUGCACCGGAGAGGCACUGGCAGUCGUCAGUGACGUCUCGUGCGAGUCUGUGGUGCAGUCGUAUCUCAAGUCACACGGACACAGUGUGGUGUCCACCAAGCUGCAGCCCGUCCGGUGGAGCGAUGUGGGUGGGCUGGAGGAAGCCAAGCGGGAGCUACGCGAAAUGAUCCAACUCCCCAUCCUACAUCCCGAGAUGUUCGAGAAUGGCAUGAAGAAGAGGACAGGUGUUCUCUUUUACGGCCCCCCCGGCUGCGGUAAGACCCUUCUGGCCAAAGCUGUCGCCACGGAGAUGAACAUGAACUUUAUGUUUGUCAAGGGACCCGAGCUGAUCAACCAGUACGUUGGUGAGAGCGAAAAGAACAUUCGGCUCUUGUUUCAGCGGGCACGUGACAACUCGCCGUGCAUUGUAUUCUUCGAUGAGAUCGAUGCACUGGCGCCAGCGCGUGGCGCGAAGGGCGACGCCGGCGGCGUCAUGGACCGGAUCGUGUCUCAGCUCCUGGUGGAGGUGGACGGCGUUGGCCAGAAGUGCUCUGACGGCACGGCAGGUGGCGACGUGUUCAUCAUUGGCGCCACGAAUCGACCUGACCUGCUCGAUCCCGCGCUCCUGCGCCCUGGCCGCUUUGACCGCUUGUGCUACCUCGGUAUCCCAUCGACGCGCGACGAGCAGCUCUUUACCCUCAAGGCGCUGACCCGCAAGUUCGACAUGCAUGCCGACGUUGAUCUCUUGGCAGUGCUGGAGCCGCUGGACUUUGUGUACACCGGCGCUGACUUCUUCGCUCUGUGCUCGGACGCCAUGAUGUUUGCCGUAGAGGACGCUCUGGAGGAGGUGCCAGGGCAGACCACGACCGAUGCGCUAGCGGAGACCAUGGCUGCUGGUACACCACACGCCACUCUUCCACCUGCGACGUCAGCGGCUGAGGAGGAAUCGAGGCCGAUAAAGGUCUCCAUGGAACACUUCCUCCGUGCUCGGGCACAACUGAUGCCCUCCGUAACGAAGGCGGACCUUCACAAGUACGAAGCCCUUCAACAUAAGUUCAACAAGUCGAGCAAGCGCUAG